AUGGCGUUCCCUUAUAUCGACACACCGCGUACGGAAAUCGACGGGAACGCGACGUAUCUCACCAACGGCUUUCGCAGCGUCGGAAGAACACAUCUAUCUGCCCUGGACUCAGUGGAAAACUCAUUUCAUACUCCAUCCAAGGAUAACGAUGUGAUCAAGGGGUUUGACAACGGAAGGAGACGCGUCUCCGAUAGCAACAAACUCGGCACCCCACGCGCCAACAAUUCCAAGUCAACAAGAAGCGCGUUAAGACACCUUCCUGCAGCUGGACCAGCCAAAGGAGAGUUCACACCUCUGAUGAAAAGCGCGACAAAGAACAAUUACCUCAAAAAUAUCGGUACUCGAGGGGACGGUCUCAAGACUCCCGGCUAUAUGCGAGAGACUAGUCGCAUGGCCCAUACCCACGGACUGCCACCUAUUGAUGGGUCCGGUAUCUACGAGGAGGACAAUACAGUUGAUGAAGCGACGCCGCUUCCUCAAGCAGCCAGCAGCAGUGUGCAGAGUACCCCUCUUCCGGGGCUGGGUCGUGGCAGCGGUGGUGUCCUAGGUGAUGGUCAAAAUAUGACUUUGAAAGAACAAGAGAGGAUCAUCGACAGACUUGACAAGGACAAUUGGAAUUUAAAGCUGAAAAUCCACUACCUCGAGGAGCAACUGUCGAAAGCCGGCCCGGAAUAUAACAGCACAGCCCUUAAAGAGAACACCGAGCUCAAAGUUUUGAAGUUGACAAUGCAGCGCGAUAUCUCUCGAUACAAGAAAAGCCUACUACUAGCAGAACGCGAUUUGGAAGAUUACCGUCAACAAAUCGAAGAUUUGAGAGAGAAAGCCCGACGAGGACAAACCGACGAGGAGGUACAACAGGAAAUGGAUCUGAUGCGUGAGGAGGUCGAUAGCCGGGAUAAAGAGAUCAGAGAGCUACGCGAAGAAUUGAGAUUGGUCAAGGACAGCCAAUCCCAGGAGGUCGAGAAACUCCGAGAUGAUGUUGAGGAUUUGGAAGCGGCGGUCCGAGAAAAAGAUCGGGUCAUCGAAGAGCGUGACGAACAACUGGAGGAAUUGAGAGAGAGCGCCAACGAGAACGACGCAGCUACGGAACUCCAAGUCGAGCUUGACCGGGCGAAGGAGCAUCUCCAAGACCUUCAAGACAGUCUUGAGAAGGCAAAAUUAGACGCAGAAGAAGCGGCCCACACUGCACGACAGGCAGUGGACGAAAAGGAUCGUGCCGAAGACGACCUCCGAGAAUUACAAGACGAGAUGUCAAACAAGUCCUUCACAACAAAGGGGCUUAACCGGCAACUCGAAGAGAGGGCUCAGAAUCUCGAAGUGGAGAUGCAUGACCUGCAGCGAGAGAAUGAAGCCCUCAAGACUGAACUUGAGAACAAAACUAGAUCCGUAGCUCAGCUUGAGGAGCGCUACCAUACCAUCCAGCAAGACCUGAAGAGCAAUGCCGGAAAGCUCGGCCAAGACCUGGAGGCGGCUAGGCGCGAACGAGACUCGGCGGUCAGGGAUCGUGAACAGACAGCGUUGCGACUACAAGAAGCCCUCGAGGAUGCUCAACGCCGGACGGAAGAGAAGGAACUCCUGCAGACUCGACACCGCGCCUUGACUGAUGAGUCUGGGGGUCUUCAAGGCGAAUUGACCCGAGCACAGUCCAGGAUCCGCGAACUUCAACAAGCAGUCGAGGAGGCCACCAAUCGCGCACAAGACAACCAGAACAUGCGCUGGCAACACAAGGUGGAGCUCGAACGACUCCAGGAUGAAAUCGAAGCUCUUCAGCAUGAGAUCGAGGACAAAGAAGGUGUUUUUGCCCUCGAGCAAGACCGUUGGGACAGCACCAAGCGCGCAUUGCAGUCUCAGAAGGAGCGGGCGGAAGAGCAAGCAGCAAACUACAAGCGCACGGUUGAGAGACUCCAGGCAGCCGAACACUCUCUUUCAGGGAAGGAAUACAAGCUCCAGGACGCCAUCGACAGUGAGAAGCAGCGCCACACUCAAGAAGAAGCGGUGCUCACCCGCCAAAUCAAAGAACUGGGUGACGAUCUGGCACAGAAGAGACAGAUUAUCGAUGAACAACGCAACGACCUUCUUACCGUACGAGAAGAGCUUCGUAUCUCCCGGCGUGAGGAGCACUCCCUCAAGGAGAAGGUUCAAGCCUUGGAAGACGAAGUGGUUGUUCUACAGUCAAGCCUAGCAGAUGAGCAACAAUAUGCCAAGGGCCGAUCUCAGAAGGGCUCAGCCGAUGUGGAAUUACAAUUGCAGAAGGCUAUUGCAGAUAGACAAACUCUCCGUGACCAGCUUGCCAAUGCUCAUGUUGAGCUGCACGAUUUGCGGACUUCCAUUGUUGAGUUGGAGACUGAGCGGGACGAAUUCCAGGCCCAGGUUGAACGUGCCCAGAAUGGUGAUGAAACAACCCGGCUUGACCGUGAGAAGCUCGAACUCCGGAAGACUGGCACUCGACUAGAGAUCGAACUGAAACGACUUCGGGACGACAAGGCUGCCCUGAUGGAAGCCAAGGAAACCCUCGAGAAACAGCUUGGCUCCGAGAUUGAACGUGCAGCAGCAGAGGAGAACCGUCUUUCCGCUGAGAUCGAUCGUCUUCAGGACAAGCUGCUCGCUGGCUCCGGAAACCGGGACAGAGAGCUGACAACGGCGAAGACAAAGGUGCAACGAUUUGAACGACGAAUUCAGGAGCUGGAGACGCUUCUUGCGCAACAACAGCCAGCCGAUCACGAACAGUCAACGGCGAAUGGCGACCUGUCUGUUCUUCGGCAUAGCCUGGAUGAGGCCCGCAAGCGCGAGAAGGUUCUCCUAAAGCGUGACGCAGAACACAAAGCCUAUGCGCGCACCUUGAAAUCGCGAGCUUCAGAUCUGGAAAGAGAUCUUCACGAUGCCCUCAUGAACAAAUUCGAUUCCCGCUCUCUGCAGGACUCACCCUCUAACAAGCUCAACGAAGAGUUGCGUGGUCUACGCAAGCAGCUCGCGGAUGCACACCGAUCUCUCAAGGAGGUCAAAUCCAAAAACCGUGAUCUGGAACGUGCCGCCAUGAAGGAGGAGGACCAAAAGGAUCUCCAUGAGCUGCUCAAGUCGUCGACCAUCGAAGCAGAGGCCCUGGCCCUGAAGGUUUCAGAGAAAGACGCUCGAUUGAAUGAGUUGAAGGCCCUGGUUCGCCGCAUCCGUGAAGAGCGAUCCUUUUGCGUUCGCAAGGCUGAAACAGCCCUGAAGGACUUGGAGACACUACAGCAACGCUACGACGAAGUUCUAGAAAAGCUAUCUCAAGGCAGGUCGACCAACAAGAUCCGACACGAAAAGGAGAUGCGUGGUCUAGGCAAGGAAAUCAUCUGGCUUCGUGCCCGUCUGCAGCGGGAGGAGAAGUUCCGCCGUGAUCUGGCCUGGAGUAAGGGUCUGAUGGAACUCGGUGAACGUGUUCGCGUAGCAUGUAACGAAGCCGACCUCCGCAUGAUCUCCGAAAUGGGUGUUUCAGCUCGGGAUCGUAAUACCGCGCGAUCUCCACGGGGCAAGUUCCGCUCUGCCAUCUCUUUGGUUGUCGCGACCGUUCGCAUGAAAAAGAUGGGUCAGGAGUGGAGGCGGACCAAGAAGCUAGGCGAGGGCUUGAAGCGGGCUAAGAGUGAGAUGCUCAAACGCCGGGAGAGCUCUAGUAAGAGCAUGCUUGGCUAG
Molecule: messenger RNA, 3666 nt
Organism: Penicillium odoratum
Lineage: Eukaryota; Fungi; Ascomycota; Eurotiomycetes; Eurotiales; Aspergillaceae
Product: putative spindle-pole body protein (Pcp1)
Exons: 3
Coding region: 1-3666 (1221 amino acids)
Cellular component (GO): microtubule organizing center
Source: RefSeq, a predicted model, not a curated record